CUACGACACUACGCCGCUGGCUCCUUGUCGCAACUCGUCAAUGAUUCUCGUACCAAGAAGAUCUAAAAAGUCUCUAUCUCUCUCAAUGAUUCACGUACUCGGGAUCCGACGAACCGACCCUACGUGUCGUUCGUGAUUUUGCUGCUAGUCUACGUAAUUAUUGUUUUAUUAAAACAUCAAAACAAGUAAUGCAUUGCGUCUACUUUGUUUCUCCGGCAAGGUCUAGUCUAGUCCACCUUGGAGGUUGGCACAGGACGCGUUGUUCAGCCCUGUGGCCGCUGAGUAGACGUUUGUGCAGGUAUACCAUCGUUUACGACUCGAGUGUUUUGUCUGGAGUAUUUCCCUCUUAGUCAGAAGGUUCGAAAGUGAGUGAUCCCGCUGGUCAGUUCAUGAGGACCCUACCCCUACCCGCUACAGUCUUGCCAUGACCACCACCGAGCGACCGGCCUUGCACUUGCACCGUCUUCCAGACGACGUCCUGGUGCUGGUGAUGCAGCGCCUCGCCGUGGACGACCUCCUCGCCUGCCGCCUGGUCUGCAAGCGCCUCGGCGGCCUCGCCCUGCAGCCGGACGCCUGGCGCCACCGAAGGCUCGACGACGACAAGCCCUGCGUGUGCGCGGUGCUGGGCCUGGCGCCGUGCCUGGACAAGGCCGUCUAUAGCAAGAAGGUGCACACCACAGCGUUCAUGACGACGAGAUGUGCCGUCAGACAUUUGACACUGAUCAUCAAAAAGGGCACUGAAUGCGCACGGGCCUGCCUGGCGGUCCGCAACCAGGAAGCACUCGGCCGUCUGAGGAACGUGGAGCUAGAAGUGUGGCGUUCUCCCGAGGACGUAGCGCCCCUGGACGAUGCCGACGCGCUGUUAAGGACACUAGUGGCGCUUUCUCCUGGCUUGGAAUCGCUUGACCUUCUGAACGGCCUACCUACGCCUUAUGCGAUGCGCCCUGUUCUCCACGGGCCGUGUCGGCCGUCCUUGAGGUACUUCCGAUGCGCGCUCUCGCAAAGAUAUGAGAACUUCGUGAACACCGUGCUGGCCGGACACGCGGCUACACUUCAGGAGGUCCACCUCGGCCACGAUCACUGCGAAGAGAGCACGCUUGAGCUGUUGGUCGGCAUGUCCGAACUAAGGGCGCUAACGUGCAGGUUGUGCCCUGGGAUGCGGGCUCUGGCCUCGUGUGAGAUGCUGAGGGACGUGUCCUUCUCCAUGUUUCGAAAAGACACCCCUGAAACUGUCGUGCAAGUGAAAGGGCUUGCCGAUUUCUUCCGACAAGCCGGCCAGCUGCGCACAGUCUCCAUCGAAUUUAGGUAUGGCGAUUUCGAUUUUGAAAACUUCGACGAUCUUAUGGCAGCCCUUGCCUCGUCCGGAGAGUCCCUCGUGCACCAGUUGUCCGUCGUCAACCUCCCCUACGCCGCGCCGCUGCUGAGCGCGCUGCCCCGGCUGCCCGCCCUCCGGGUGCUGGGCGUGUUGAACUCGCCGCUGAUCGACUUUGAUCUCGACGUCGAUACCGUGGACGAGCUCCUGGUGGGCCUCACGGCGCCCAGCCUGCGCAGGCUCGAGCUGUCGACGCUGGACACCGACGGCUGCCUCCACGAGUGGCUGCACCGGGACGAGGUGGCGCGGGUCCUCACCGCCAACCCCUCGCUGCACGUGCACGUCUGGGGCACCCACGGCUGCCGCAGGUGGGAGCGUUGCGAGGAGUGCGCGCUGGGCUGCCACCGAGAGGUGACCGGGGACUACAGGAAGGGGCGCCGGGUCGGCUUGUUCUCGCACGGCCCCGGGAAAUGCACGCACCCAGAGGACCACAUCACCGGCGACAAGUGGACCUGGAUACACAUUCGCUGCGUUUCUGGCUGACUUCUGUUAAAUACAGCUGAUUAUUUUGCUUGUAUUAUUUUCAUGUUGCUGA
Messenger RNA from Frankliniella occidentalis (western flower thrips), 1907 nucleotides. RefSeq lists its product as uncharacterized. The transcript has 3 exons. Gene Ontology annotation, molecular function: protein binding. NCBI's taxonomy places the organism in Eukaryota, Metazoa, Arthropoda, Insecta, Thysanoptera, Thripidae. Bases 425 to 1855 code for a protein of 476 amino acids. The record is from RefSeq and is a predicted model, not a curated record.